AAAAAAAAAAAAAAAAAUCCCCCGCAGCAGGGUUUCCGGUCCUCGUGUAUUCCUCCCCCAUUCUGAGUCUCAACUCAUGAAGGGACUCCUCCUUCUCCUCCGAAUAGUCACAUACAGGCGAGGGGAGGGGGAACCCCUCAUGUCGGGCACCAGAUUAAAUUGUUUCUUCCUCUUUUUCUUCUCACAGGUCCGAUACAACACGGCAACACGGCGCAGGUGUUGCACAGUUACACAAGGCAGCAAGCAAGCAUGCAUGCCCUCCUGGAGGCAUGAUGGCAUGAUAGGAUAGGAUCAUUAUGGCAACGAUCCAGGGUCAGCAACCCACAUGAGUCGCAUAUAUAUAUGGCGUGCUUCUUUGCUCAUUCAACAGAGAGUAGAAGAGAGAGAGAAAAAAAAAAGAGCGCGCCGGCUGAGUAACAAAAAAAUAAAGGAAAUAAAAGAGGGUUCAAUAGUUUACGCUGCGCAACAUUGACAUAACUCAGUAGACUCAGAUCCCAUCAUAGACUACCUG
This is a messenger RNA of Gamsiella multidivaricata, 511 nucleotides long. RefSeq lists its product as uncharacterized. NCBI's taxonomy places the organism in Eukaryota, Fungi, Mortierellomycota, Mortierellomycetes, Mortierellales, Mortierellaceae. The coding region runs from base 77 to 289 and encodes 70 amino acids. The record is from RefSeq and is a predicted model, not a curated record. The transcript has a single exon.